AUGCUUCCGCCUUCAGGUAGGGAAUUUCGUUUUGGCUUAGAAUUCCAUUUGGGAUUAUAUGAUAAACAUGCUCCCAAGGGUAUGUCCAAGGGGGAAUAUUUCCACAAAGCAAUCAAAUUGAACAAGGAGAUUGAGAUUGAAAUACCUACCCUACUGAUUCCGAGAAAUGAGUGCCUCGAAGAGACGGAGUUUGACCCAUCCGCCUCAAGAAUUGAGGAGAAUACGGACUCAUUAUCUCGCCCUCUUACCUAUAAGAGAUCACAGCUUGCGCAUGGCCGCGCAGCGGUCGCACUUCUCAAGGAAGUGUGCAUCAGGGGUUCGAAACGAAAAUUGGGACUCCGGAAAAGGCUAGGGAAUAGAUCGGCUACUUGGAACCGGGUCGGGUCGCGAGGUUCUGCUUGGAUCUGUGGCUGGGGACCUCGGUUCAGCGCUGUCUCGAGCAGAUCAGGACUGGAACUCGUUGCCCUACUGAUUCCGAGGAAUGAGUGCCUCAAAGAGACGAAUUUUGACCCAUCUGACUCAAGAAUUGAGGAGAAUGUGAUUGUAAAGAUUAAAGACGAACUCCCCCUCUUACCUAUAAGAGAUCACAGCUUGCGCAUGGCCGUAUCCUCCAAAUUCCAUCCCGGCAGGCUUCCUCUCUCCACCUACGGGCGUGGCGGUCGCACUUCUCAAGGAAGUGUAUAUCGG
Striga asiatica is the source of this 687-nucleotide messenger RNA. NCBI's taxonomy places the organism in Eukaryota, Viridiplantae, Streptophyta, Magnoliopsida, Lamiales, Orobanchaceae. The record is from the annotation of a GenBank genome assembly.